AUGACCGAGCAGCACGGCGACAAGACGCGCUGCCGCCGCCGGCGAGGCGCGGCUUCCCCUCCCGGCGCCCCGCCCACCAGUGGCGACAUCCUCUGGGAGAUCUUCCUCCGCCUGCCCCCACUACCCUCCCCCCUCCUGCGCGUCUCCCUCGUAUGCAAGCGGUGGCGCCGCCUCGUUGGAGACCCAGAGUUCCUCCUCCGCUUCCGCGCCCGCCACCGGAAGGCGCCCCUCCUCGGGCUCUUCAGCGAGGACGGCGGGUGGCUCGCUUUCACCCCCGUCGUCGACCCUCCUGACCGCAUACCUCCUCAGCGCCUCUCCAUGCAGAUCGACACCAACGCCGGCACCUACCCCUUCCAGUGCAAGCUCCUAGGGUGCCGCCACGGGCGCGUACUCGUCCUCCACCCAAGAUGCCGUGAGGUCCUCGUGUGCGACCCCAUUACCGGGGACCAACUCCGCAUUGCUCUUCCGCCGGAGUUCGACAAAGGUUACAUUCGCACCUACAUGACCGAAGGGGCCGUGCUCUGUGCUGACCGCGUCCAGGGGCACGUGCAUGGGGGCUGCCACGCGAGCCCCUUCAAGGUGGUUUUGGUGCACAUCCUCCUCAAAGGUUUUCGAGCUACUGCCCGCGUUUACUCGUCGGAGACCGGCACGUGGAGCAAUCUCAUCUCAGCGCCGGAACAAUGUAGAAGCAUUAUUGUUAAUUUCCAUCGUCCUUCCACCCUUGUUGGCGGCUCCCUCUACUGGUGGCUUUAUUCCUCGGACGACGACAUGGAAAUCCUCGAGUUUGCUAUUGGUAGCCAGACCCUAAUGGUGAUCGACAGGCCUCCUGUUCAAAAGCUUAGCACAUAUCGCAGUCAGAUCAUCCAGGGAGAGGAUGGCGGCGUUGGAGUCGCCGUACUGUCAUACCUCAGCCUCCAGACGUGGGAUCGGAAAGUCGGUUUUGGUGGUGAAGUUGCUACGACAUGGGUUCUGCGGAAGACCGUUAAUCUUCAGCUGGUGCCGAAUAUGAGGGCUACUCAAAGUGAAAUAGUGGGGUACGUGGAGGAGGAAGAUGCAAUUCUUGUAAGGUUCAGCAAGAAUGUCUUCAUCGUUCGGCUUGAUUCAACCAAGGCAAACAAACUUUGUGAAUACAUUGACAUGAACAGUUAUCAUCCUUUCACCAGUUUCUACUCUUCCGGCAGUAGCUCAGUCGUUUCAUUGGUGUAG
Messenger RNA from Lolium perenne, 1206 nucleotides. RefSeq lists its product as uncharacterized. NCBI's taxonomy places the organism in Eukaryota, Viridiplantae, Streptophyta, Magnoliopsida, Poales, Poaceae. Gene Ontology annotation, molecular function: protein binding. The record is from RefSeq and is a predicted model, not a curated record.